Molecule: messenger RNA, 2181 nt
Organism: Cryptococcus wingfieldii CBS 7118
Lineage: Eukaryota; Fungi; Basidiomycota; Tremellomycetes; Tremellales; Cryptococcaceae
Exons: 3
Coding region: 1-2181 (726 amino acids)
Biological process (GO): regulation of cyclin-dependent protein serine/threonine kinase activity
Cellular component (GO): cyclin-dependent protein kinase holoenzyme complex; nucleus
Molecular function (GO): cyclin-dependent protein serine/threonine kinase regulator activity; protein kinase binding
Source: RefSeq, a predicted model, not a curated record
AUGCCAUCUAUCUACGGAAAGCCCUCUGGGCAAUCCAUCAAGCAGCAGCAGCGAGCGGUGGCGGUAGCAGAGGAGAUGGAGUUGCUCAAGUUGUUGAAUGGCGAGCGUUACGAGUUGGACUUUGACAACCACGCGCCCCAGGUCAUGAACGUGCAAUCCUACGAGCAGGAUGCUGAAGGGAUGGAGCUUGACAAUUACCCCAAGCACUACUCUCAGUCCGCCUACGACUCUCUCGACUCUCGUUACUCCACUGCUCACGGUGCGAGCAACAUUCCUCGAACUCAGCACGACUGGAUGCCGCCUGUCGACACUGCAGCUCAACAGCAACGAAGCAAGGCGUACCUCUUUGAGCCCGAGACGUUCCCGGACCCCGUUUACAACAGGCAGCGUUCUGUCUGGUCCCCGCCCCGUGCGGAGGCCCAGUGGGCCAACUACGACCAGGCUGCUUACCGCGUUCCUUCUCAGCGAUACGCUCAGAUCCCCGAGCGACCCAUCACUCCCCACGACACCUACAGCUACCCCGCCGAGCACAUCUACACCGCCCCGGCCCCCGCUGUUGCUGCCGCGCCCCUCAUGGCCGAGCCCAACGUGGAGAAUGUCAACGCUGCCUUCGCCGUCUGGUACGCUCAGCAGGUCGUCAACCUCUUGGUCUACCCCGGUCAGUUCCGAACUGCUACCGCCGGUGCCGCCGACGAAGAGUGGGGACCUGCCGGUCGAGAGAGGGAUGGCUACGAGAGGAUGGGCAUGAGCUCGCCUACCGCUUUCGCCCACCAGUGGAGCAGGAUGGCCGCCACUUCCCCCGUCUUUGCUUCCCGCAGGCGAGUUGAGUUUGAGCAGCACGAUCCUUGGAACAUUUCUUGGGCCCAUGCCAUCAAGCCCAGCUCGACUCUUGUCAGUUUUGUCCUCGACAUGAUUCAGCGAAUGACCAUCUCGCCUUCCGCGCUUGUGGCUGGUGUUUGGUUCCUCGCCGGACUCGGUUUGCACGAGGGCGAUGGCAAGAAGGGCGCGGGGUUGCGCAAGAUUCUGAGGGAGAGUGUUUCGUGCGAGCCCGAGGCUGUUGAGAGGAGGGUUGCUACUUUGGGUUUGAUUUUGGCGGGCAAGUGGUUGGAUGACAACUCGUUCUUGACCAAGUCUUGGUUCGAGGUCACUACCAUUCCCAUCAAGACCAUUGACGCCAUGGAGCGAUGCGCCCUCAACGACCUCAACUGGUCUCUCUACGUCCCCGUCGCUUCCUGGGUCGACCACGUCAACCAGCUUUUCGUCGACCUCGACGACAAGCCUGUCAAGGACGACGCCGACGCUGUCGUCCACUAUGUGCUUGACAAGAUGGCUACCGAGGCCCGAGGCGUCGAGUUGGAUGAAGAUCUUGAGAAAAAGACCUUUGCCACGCCCCACUUUAUCGCUUCGCCCUUGGCUGCGUCUAUCCGUAGGUUGUCUUACGACGAGACCCCCGCUGCUUUCGACCAGCUUGCCACCCGCGACUGGGACUCUUUCGCUCGAUCUUACCAGCAUCAGCAAGACCCCAAGCCUUCCUCUGCCGUCUACCCCGCCAGAAUCCCUGCCGUCUCUGCUCUCAUGGAGGACGACGGUGUUGAGAUUGAGCGUGCCGAGAGGAAUGUCGAGAUGCUGCUCAGUGACGACGACAUGAACGAGGUCGAGUCUCAGGUCGAAGAGUUUGAGGAGGACGAUGAGGAGUUUUUGGAGUAUGAUGGUGCGAAGAAGUGGUUGCCUACUGCCGCGGAGAUGAGGAAGACUUCCUCCAACCAAAGCCAAGGCCACCCCAUCCCUCCCGCUACGUCUUGCUCUCGAGGCGCCUGGCCUACCGCCGCCGCUCCUCCUCCUGCCAAGUCCUCCAAGGCUUCUCAGUGGCAGAACGCCGACCCCUUUGGCUUCCCUGUCGCCCUCGACCCCAGCUCUGUGCAAAGGAUCAACCGCCGCAAGACUCCUCUCAACCAGCACCACCACCACACCUACGGGCACAGCAACCGCUCUGUCCGUGGCACUGGCGCUACUUCGGCCGCUGCUGUCGGAGGUGAGGGGUACCCUGUUGGGCACCAGCUCGAGCCUGGGGUGAAUGUCGUCAGGGAGCCGGGAGCGGGUCAGACGUCCGAGUUUGGGUUUAUGAGUGGGAUGAUGGGCAACAAGAGGUGGGCUACUAGCGCUUCGGCCAUGUGGCGUUGA